GCAGUCGGGCGGGCGCGCGGCCGCCGCGCGCGGGACGGGUUCGGAGCGGUCCGGUCCAGUCCGGUCCUCGGCACGCACAGCGGGAGCUCUCCCCCGCUCCCCCCUCCCUCUUCCCCCUCCCAUCCCCACCCCGCUCCGGUCCUCCCCCUUCGGUCCUCCGCCCCGCACCUGCCGUCCCGUAUGCUCGGCGCCCGGUGCAGCGCUGCCGCCGAGGAGCCGUAAGCAAAGCCGAGCCCCCGCCGCCUGCCCGGGGGGCUGCCGGGGGCGGGGAGCAGCGCCAUGGGGGUGGCGGGCACCGAGCUGCCCGGCAGCAACGUCAGCGCCAACCAGAGCACCGCCGACUCCACGCUGUCCCGGGACGUGUGGAUGGUGGGAAUGGGGAUCCUCAUGUCGGUGAUCGUGCUGGCUAUCGUAUUCGGCAACGUGCUGGUGAUCACCGCCAUCGCCCGGUUCCAGCGCCUGCAGACUGUCACCAACUACUUCAUCACCUCCCUGGCCUGUGCUGACUUGGUGAUGGGGUUGGCCGUGGUGCCCUUCGGUGCCUGCCACAUCAUCAUGGAGAUGUGGAAGUUUGGGAACUUCUGGUGUGAGUUCUGGACGUCCCUGGAUGUGCUCUGCGUCACGGCCAGCAUUGAGACCCUCUGUGUCAUUGCUGUGGACAGGUACUUCGCUAUCACCUCCCCUUUCAAGUACCAGAGCCUGCUGACCAAGAGCAAGGCACGCGUGGUCAUCCUUGUGGUGUGGGUGGUCUCAGCCCUCACCUCCUUCUUGCCCAUCCAAAUGCACUGGUACCGGGCAGAUCGGGAUGAGGCCAUCCUGUGCUAUGAGAAGGACACGUGUUGUGAUUUCUUCACCAACCAAGCCUAUGCCAUUGCCUCCUCCAUCAUCUCCUUCUACCUGCCACUUGUGGUCAUGGUAUUUGUGUAUGCUAGAGUCUUCCAGGUGGCCAAGAAACAGUUGCAGAAGAUAGACAGGAGCGAGGGGAGGUUUCACACCCAAAACAAGGAGCUGGAGCAGAAAGGUGGAGUUGGGCACCGCCGUUCCUCCAAGUUCUUUGUGAAGGAGCACAAGGCCCUCAAGACCCUGGGAAUCAUCAUGGGCACCUUUACCCUGUGCUGGCUGCCCUUCUUCAUCGUUAACAUUGUGCACGUCAUCCAGGACGACAUCAUACCCAAGUAUGUGUAUAUCCUCUUGAACUGGCUGGGCUAUGUCAACUCUGCCUUCAACCCUUUGAUCUACUGCCGGAGCCCCGACUUUAGGUACGCCUUCCAGGAGCUCCUCUGCCUCCGCAGGUCUGCCCUGAAGAUGUAUGCCAAUGGCUACUCAAACAGCAACGGCAAGAGCGACUACAACGAGGAGGACAACGGCUACCCCCUGGCAUCGGAUAAAACCUGCGAGCUGCUCUGCGAAGAGGGCUCCAUCCCUCACCCCGAGGACUUUUUGCACUGCAAAGAGAUCCCUGGUUGCCCAGGAAUGGUUGAGAGCUGAAUGGGCUGAUCUCUCUUCCUCACCAUCCUGAGCUCACGAGGGCUCUGAAGAGAUUGCGUGGGAGCAUGGAAUUGCUCCUCUGAGCCUGGGGAUGCUGUGGGAAGUGAUUGCCUUGGCAAAUGUCUUCAUCCCAACCCAUAGCCCAUCGUGCAUCGCCUGAAGGAGAAGCUGAUGAAGGAGAACCAAAAGACCAGGAAAGGCUCUGCUGGCACUGAGAGAGGCACUUUGCAGGAGUCAGUGCAUCUGAAGAGGCUGCAGGAGCCCUGUGAACUGAAGGAGGUGAAGGUCCGCAUCACCACAAAAGGUGCUGAGGGGUUCCCCUGGCACAGCAUCCCUGGAAAGCACUUUCAAAAGGGCAGGGAGGAUGAGGACCACGUGGCUGUCUUCAGUGGGUGGUUUGGAAGAGGCACAGCAAGGUCACUGCCUUCCAGUCAGGUCAGGAGACCAGCAGGAUGUGCCCACAGCUGCUUGUCCACAUGCUGGCUGGGGCUGGAGUUGAAAUAGGAAUCUGAGCAACACUGAGAGAGUUGGAGUGUGGAAGAUUGCUUUGAUUUACUCUGUGCUUGUUUCUCCUUCUGGUGUCUUCUCUGUCUACCUCUUUUUCUCUCUAGGCCUCUGUGUACUGCAUAUGGAGCACAGACCCUCACAAACAAGCAGAAGGAUCAGCACAGGGCACAUUCUGCCCCUGGGGGGGCUGAGCUGCCCACUGCAGAGCCACUGCUAGAUGGGGCUGACUCUGCACAGUGCAGAUGGAAUGUGGCCUUUGUGUGCCCCUUUUGCCAACAAAUAUGCAGCUACAACACCUGGACUUCAAAUGGGUAAAAGGCAAUUCUCUCACAUGUGCUGGUGCAACAAGCCACACUUGGGAGCUGAUUUUUCACACCUGAACCCCAAAACUUUUACAGAGCAUCUGCUCCUCUCCUGUAGCUGUGCAAAUGAGGAUGCCAGCAGCCUGCACACUUGACUUCUGCUUCAUGGAUUUGGAAAAUCGCAUUCAUCAGAGAAAGAGACAGAGAUGCAGGGGGGUGACAAGGCUCAGACAGGAAAUUAUAGAAAAAACUGAUUCAAAGCCAGGGGAAAACAUGCACCUUUUACCUGCAGAUGGUGUCCCAGCUGCAGACUGUGCUGCCCAGCUGGGUGACUCCAGGUCUCUGGUCCCUGAGCUGCUCCCUGAGACCUGGAAGGAACAUGCUGGUACUGAGCUGUGCCAGGAGCCCCAUCUCAGCCCUUCUCUCUUGGGCUUCCAGCUGUCAAAUCCUUCCCUCAUGUGCAAUCAUAUUUAUUUAUUUAUUUCCUUGCUAUUUGAUGCAAUGCUGCUAACAGAGCACCUUCCCCUCCAACACCCACAGCCAAGAGAGGAAGGAGGGUGAAGGUGCAUGUGGUGUGUGCCAGGUGUAUGCCAGGAUCCAUGCAUGGCCACCGAGUGGGCAUAUGCUUCAGGAGGGAAGGGCUGAGGUUAAACCAGAAAUACUUUCCCUGGGGUGAGUGUGCAAAACUUUCAUCCUUUGAGAAUGAAGAACAGGCAGGGCAAAGCUUUGCUAGGAAGGACAGCUGUAGGAUUCAUAAGCUCUGCAAAGCCCUUCUAGCCAGGUUUUCUCUGUCUGGUUGAGCUUGUGCAGGGUAUGUGUCUCUGUGCAAGUUGCUUGCCUAGAUCUUGUCCUCCCAGCUCUCCCAGUUGGAAGGAAGCAAUUUACUGGGCAUACAACCUGGCUUUGGACAGUUGGGGCAGGCCCCAGCCAGGGCAGGUUUCCACCAGGGUGCUUGCAGAGUUUGGAUGCCUGGCAGUCUUUUCUGCUCAGUCCAAAAAGAGAGAUUCAUGUACAGACCCAUUUCACACAGCCAGUGUGAGACCAGCAGGCACAAACCUCUCCAGAGAGUGCUGUAGCUGUGCUGGAAUGGUUCAUGUUCAGCCUUGUUUGUUCCUACCCAUUUUGCUACAAAACUGGCACACCUGCAGCAUCUGCUUGUGGUAAGGUCUCCCAUUUUAUGGAAAGUACUGUGUGUCCCAAUGCAGAGAGGAACUGCUCCUCUCCCAUGCUCAGCUGCUCUCCCACAGCUCCCACGCUCAGGAGGAAGCAGGGGUGCCCAGGAAUCCCUUGGCAGGGCCUCUGGCUGCUCCAGGGCAGCCUGGCUUCUCCCAUUCCCUUCUCUUUGAGAUGCCUCACCAAGGCCUUGUCCAAACCUGUGUGACUGCUGAAUGAAAGUAUUUCCCAACCAAAACCUGUUCCUCAGAAGAUUCCUGGCUGGCUCAAAUUACUUAUUGUUUACUGGAAACACUUCCCUUGGGAUUAGUUUUCAGAUUAGAGACAUGCAUGGGAUUGUUGUAGUUCUUUUUCUCACAAAUCCUCUCGUGCAAGAGCAGGUUUCAGUAAGUGAAAUGGAUACACUUGCUCUAAUAAUUUGCCAGCAUGGCCCUAAAACUGCUGAUCAUUUCCUUCCUUGCAGAGUUGUAAGAGUUGGAGAUAGAAGGGAUGUUACAAAUCCAUCUGCCUAUAGCCCUUCAGGCUUCUUCCAUGUAUUACAUUUCCUGGUGGUGUACUGCAUCUAUUUUUAAAUGCCCUGAUGCCAGAGUUAUUGUGAAGUCAUUUGGGAAACUUUCUCUGUAGUCCAAGUCAGGAGCUGCUAUUCAUAUUCCACCUGCAUUUCCUCCUGAAAACUUCAUUCCAUUAUUCUUAGUGAUGCUCUUUAAAUACCUGCUGCUCAUUAUGUCCUGCUCAGGCUCCAACACUUGACCUUCACUCCUCUUUCUUGCUCCAAGAACCUCUCUGUCACCCUGAUGGCUGCUGUUCCCCAUCCUUCCCAUAGUUUGGCACAGAAUGAGCCCAUUUGUUUAAUUCAGCCAUGCAGAGUUUCGUCAGGGACCCACACCCACAAGCAGAGCAGCCAGGAUCUCUGGCAAUGCUUGGGCUCCUCAGCAGCUCUGCUUUCUCUCUCAUUGCAAAGCAUGUAGGAUGCAGGAAAAGAGCAGGCGUAAAGCUGUGUCCAAAAGCAAACCAGCAUUCACAUCCUGCAGGGAGCAAAUACUUCCUAGGGACAGUACAAAGUCUCCAUCUCAGCAAAGCUGAGCAGUGAAGGUGUGGGAUGCUCCAGUAUUGCCUGUGCAGCCCGGCUGGGAAUGGGUGGGGGGAAGAAAUCCAUGGGGUGGCAAGGAGCUGUGGUCUGUGCUGCUUGGAGAUGGAUUCUGGGAGCAUGGCAGGGAGGGAAGCAGUGGGCAGCAGAGGGGCUGGGGAGUCGGUGUGGGGAGUCUGUGUGUGCAGCACAUGGCUGCAGCACCAUUGUGGUUGUAAGAGCUCUGUUCUUCUCACUGAACAAAUUGUUCCUACAAAUAAAGAAUGAAAAGUC
Molecule: messenger RNA, 4830 nt
Organism: Calypte anna (Anna's hummingbird)
Lineage: Eukaryota; Metazoa; Chordata; Aves; Apodiformes; Trochilidae
Gene: ADRB2
Product: adrenoceptor beta 2
Exons: 2
Coding region: 280-1488 (402 amino acids)
Biological process (GO): norepinephrine-epinephrine-mediated vasodilation involved in regulation of systemic arterial blood pressure; negative regulation of smooth muscle contraction; adenylate cyclase-activating adrenergic receptor signaling pathway
Cellular component (GO): membrane
Molecular function (GO): beta2-adrenergic receptor activity; norepinephrine binding
Source: RefSeq, a predicted model, not a curated record